Messenger RNA from Tribolium castaneum (red flour beetle), 1858 nucleotides. RefSeq names its product Tetratricopeptide repeat domain 26 (gene Ttc26). Gene Ontology annotation, molecular function: protein binding; intraciliary transport particle B binding. The transcript is spliced from 6 exons. Gene Ontology annotation, biological process: intraciliary transport involved in cilium assembly; intraciliary anterograde transport. Gene Ontology annotation, cellular component: ciliary base; ciliary basal body; intraciliary transport particle B. Lineage: Eukaryota; Metazoa; Arthropoda; Insecta; Coleoptera; Tenebrionidae. The coding region runs from base 142 to 1803 and encodes 553 amino acids. The record is from RefSeq and is a predicted model, not a curated record.
UAUUAUUAAUACUAAAUAACUUAUUUUUGUGUUACAAAUAAUAAUAAUAAAGCACUGGAUUACGCAUUAUCACUUUUUGCUUAAAAAAAUGUUGCUAUAGUAACUCGUUACAAACACGGUCCUCCAGUCUCUUUCCCAACAAUGAUUUUAAGCAGAGUUAAGCCGGCUAUAAGUGCCUCAAGUGACCCCGGCACUUCAGUUCGUGACAAUUCCACCAACGUCCCUAAAUUCGAGGAUUACCUCAAAAAGCGGGACUACACCGGCGCUAUGACCUUACUAGAAUUUAUGCAAAUCCAAGAGCCCGACGUGAACAUAGACCUCUGGAUGGGUUACUGCGCUUUCCACCAAGGAAACUACAAAAAAGCGCUAACUAUUUAUGAAAAUUUGCUGAAAUCGAAGCCAGAUCUGGACAACCUUGCGGUGAAUUUGGCUUGUUGUUACUUCUACUUGGGGAUGUACGAAGAAUCGAAAGAGAUUUUUCAAAAAUCGGGGCCCAGUGGGCUAAAAACGCGCCUAAACUUUCAUUUGUCUCACAAAUUGCGCGACGAGGCGGCUUUGAUGGAGCACCACGAGCAGUUGCAGGACGUCCUCGAGGACCAGUUAAGUCUGGCGGCUAUACACUACUUGAGGGCUCAUUACCAGGAAGCCAUCGAUAUUUACAAACGGUUAUUGCUGCAAAAUCGUAAUAAUCUAGCCCUGAAUGUUUACGUGGCGCUCUGUUACUACAAGCUUGAUUAUUACGACGUGUCUCAGGAAGUUCUGACUUUGUAUCUCAACCAGUACCCGGACUCGGUCAUCGCAACAAACUUAAAAGCCUGUAACCACUUCCGGCUUUACAAAGGCUCAGUUGCCGAAAACGAAUUGAGAUCAAUCGUCGAACAAAGCGCAAAUGUUGGCUUCGGGUACGAUCUAGUCAAACACAAUCUAGUUGUGUUCCGAGAUGGCGAAGGCGCUAUGCAAGUGUUUCCAUCGCUGGUUGACGUAAUCCCAGAAGCGAGGCUGAAUCUUGUCAUACAUUAUUUAAGAAAUGACGAUAUUAAGGAAGCUUAUGAUCUGUUGCAAGAUUUACAACCGGCCGUGCCCCAGGAGUAUAUCCUCAAAGGGGUUGUCAAUGCGGCCUUAGGACAGGAGUUGAACUCUCCUGAUCAUAUUAAAACAGCAGAGGAGUGUUUCCAGUUAGUUGGGAGUUCGGCGAGUGAAUGUGAUACGAUCGAUGGGCGGCAAUGUAUGGCCGCAUUUUUCUUUCUAGCGGGACAGUUUGAGGAAGUCCUCGUUUAUUUGUCCUCAAUCAAAAGCUUUCUCCACUCAGACGAUACAUUUAAUUUCAACUUCGCCCAAGCCAAGACCGCUUGCAGCCAGUUUAAGGAGGCCGAAGAGACGUUUCUCCUGAUUCAGGACCCGAAGAUAAAGGAGAGUCCGAUUUAUAUUUCCAACUUGGCUCGGUGUUACGUCAUGAAUGGACGGCCCGAACUGGCAUGGGAGCUUUAUUUGAAGAUGGAAAGUAGUCCCGAGAGCUUCAAUUUGUUGCUUUUGAUUGCCAAUGAUUGCUACAAGAUGGGGCAGUUCUGGUACGCCGCCAAGGCCUUCGAUAUGUUGGACAGACUGGACCCCAAUCCGGAGUUUUGGGAGGGAAAAAGGGGCGCAAUUGCGGGGGUUUUCCAAGGGGUGGUGGCCCAGAAGUUCCCAGUGGACAUGCUGGGUGAUGUGUUGCAGCUACUGAGGAGCAGCACCUCGACCCAGGCUGACCAAAUGGCCAAAGUAAUAAGACAGUGGGUGAAGGAGAAAAGGGUCACGGUUUCAUAAUAAAUAAGCCCCCAUUUAGUCGCUGUAUUUUCUCUAAUUUAAUUCUAGCAAUAAA